UAUGCUGGCACUGGACUCGCGCAUGCGCGGAGAGUAAACAGCCGCUGAUCACGACAUUACCUGGGAUUUUCAUAUGGUAGUUGGUGGGAUAUUAUCAUGGCGGCGUCAGGAUGUGUGCGACCAUGCUUCAUCGUAUUCAAUUUGCUGUUUUGGCUGAUGGGACUUUUCCUCGUGGGCUUCAUGGCCUGGACAAUGGCCACCAACCCGGCUCUCAUCACCGGCUUCAUCUCCGGCUCUAGGUAUUUUACCUACUCCAUAUUGGGUGCAGGCGUACUCAUCGUCUUGGCAGGUCUGUUUGGGUGCAUUGGCGGGCUGAAGGAAGGGACAUGUCUCUUGAAGACGUUUAUCGCCUUCACCAUCAUCAUCUUGCUGAUAGAGAUCGGCGGUGCUGUGACGGCUUACAUGAUGCAGGGUGAGUUACAAGUGUAUCGGGAUUCCGGAUGGACUGACUUCAACACAGAUACCAAGAACUUCCUGCAGACGGAGUUGAAGUGCUGCGGGUUCAACAGCGCCUCGGAGUACGGCUCCACCGUGGCCGACUACCCCGACAGCUGCUUCUCAGACCCGUCAUCCAAAACUGGGGCCAGUCAACACAAUGCUGUUUGUUGGACUAAGAUCAACGAAUGGCUGGACAGCAACAUGGCGAUAUGGGCGGGCACACUAGGGGGCGUGGCGCUUGUCCAGAUCGUGAGCCUCAUCCUCGCUAUAGUGAUGCUGUCCAAGGUGAAGAAAUCCCGCAAGGUGUCGUCCACAUCUUCCAAUGGCCAGGCAUGGGAUGGACGACACGCCGCGCGCAGGGGUGGUGGUCGGCGGUAUUAGGCUGCAUGUGCCUGACGGAGGAACAAAACAGUUGUCUUUAUGUUAAAGUUACCUCGAGCGAAAUAAGGGUGGGGGUAAAGGUCAGAUAUUUAGGAUAGUUGCAUCACUUAGGUCUAUUUCAGGAACCAUAAGGGGCGA
This is a messenger RNA of Haliotis rufescens (red abalone), 957 nucleotides long. RefSeq names its product tetraspanin-8-like. Gene Ontology annotation, cellular component: membrane. Lineage: Eukaryota; Metazoa; Mollusca; Gastropoda; Lepetellida; Haliotidae. The transcript is spliced from 9 exons. The record is from RefSeq and is a predicted model, not a curated record. The coding region runs from base 97 to 819 and encodes 240 amino acids.